AUGUUGACAGAAGCGGUGUCCACACAUGCUGAGCGCAAGUCCAACGAGCAUCGCAAUCGUAAAGCACGCCACUUUAUGGACAAACUUCUAGUGCAAGUGCAGGCUGGUCAUGGCGGCGAUGGAUGCGUCUCCUUCCACCGCGAAAAGUUUGUAGAGAUGGGCCCUGCGGCCGGAGGGAAUGGCGGUGCAGGAGGUUUUAUUUUCAUCAAGGCAGAUCCCUCCUUGCAUUCGCUUGCGCGUGUUCAUAAACGUGUCGUUGCCAAAAAUGGCACGCACGGCCAGGGCGACUGGCUUCAUGGCCGUGGAGCGGAGGACAUCGCAAUUCAUGUUCCAGUGGGGACGACAGUGCGCAGCAUCGGCCGCACACUGAACGAACGUGAAGCGAGUGUCCAGCCGUACAUGCGACAUGUCGUCUCCGCAAAGCAACGCGCCGCCGUCACCAUCGACGCACUCGAUACGCCCGUGCUUUUUGAUUCACGUGCGGCGACUUGGCGACAUUUUCCACGAUUUGAAGACGAGAACUAUGCGCGCGGUCACUUUGCCGCUGCCGAGGAAAAGUUUGCGAACGAGCUCAAAGCGCAGCAAAGAUUCGAAUCCAAGCUUGCACGGGAAAAACGAUCCGGCGCUUCUUUAUCGACCUAUGUGGAAGUGGAACCAAGCAUGGUGCGUGACUAUACCGCCGAUGCGGGCUGGGCAAUAGACAUGGCAAUACCCACCCCACCCGACCACCCGGGACUACUUGUCGCGCGCGGCGGAGAAGGCGGGCUUGGAAACCCCCACUUUAUUUUGGACAGGUACCGCUCGCCGAAAAUCGCGACACGUGGGGGUGCUGGCGAGUCUGUUUUGCUCUCGCUCGAGUACAAGCAGCCCUCGGAUGUGGGGCUUGUUGGUUUACCGAAUGCGGGGAAAAGCACACUGUUGCGCUGCCUCAGUCGUGCAGAUGCCGAGAUAGGCUCGUAUGCAUUCACCACACUGCAUCCGAAUCUCGGCGUGAUGUGCCUAGAUACCAACGGACGCUUGCUUGAUGCAGAUGCGCCGGAAGAGAGCAUGCGCCUUAUUGUUGCGGAUCUGCCGGGGCUCAUUGAGGAUGCAUCUCACAACAAAGGGCUCGGUCUCGAGUUCCUCCGCCAUGUUGAGCGUUGUAGAUUUCUUGUCUACGUGGUGGAUAUUGGCCCGAGCAAUGCUUUCCCUAUUGACCACGUUCUUAUUCUCAACAAGGAGCUCGAAGCCUAUUGCGAAGGGCUCAGCCGGCGCGUCGCAAUGAUUGUUGCGAAUAAGGCGGACCUGCUUGCUACAGAAGGCACGCAGGAAUCUAUACAAGCCGCGCAUGCAAAGCUAUCCGAAUUUCGGACCAAGGUCCAAGACCUUUACGGCCCUCAAAAUGUUGCCGUCGUGCCUAUGUCGGCCCAACGCCAUGAAAAUGUCGACCACGUGGUGCAGCUGUUGCAGUCGUUGGCCUCCACAGUGGCUUGUCAAUAG
Molecule: messenger RNA, 1479 nt
Organism: Malassezia vespertilionis
Lineage: Eukaryota; Fungi; Basidiomycota; Malasseziomycetes; Malasseziales; Malasseziaceae
Gene: MTG2
Product: [histone H3]-dimethyl-L-lysine(36) demethylase
Exons: 1
Coding region: 1-1479 (492 amino acids)
Cellular component (GO): mitochondrion
Molecular function (GO): GTPase activity; magnesium ion binding; GTP binding
Source: RefSeq, a predicted model, not a curated record